AUGGCUCUUGCUGAUAUUAUUCCACAGGCGGCUGGGUGGCUUCCAAAAUGGCAACUAGUGGUCGCCGUCAUGGCUGUGUUCAAUACGGUUCAGAACUUUAUGACCCUGAAAUUCACGCGCAGGGUAUACAGCAUCGCCCCGCAGACUGUCACCGCUUUACAAGCGCGCACGUUCGCUAUAUGGACGCUAACAUCUGCUGCCAUACGGCUCUACGCAGCAUAUAACAUAGACAACAAAGUGAUAUAUGAUCUCGCACUGCUCAGCUACCUAUUUGCUUUUGUUCACUUCGGUUCCGAGGUUCUCAUCUUCCGCACUGCCAGCCUCAAGGGCGCGGCCAUCAGCCCUGUGAUAGUGUCUACCGUAUCUAUGGUCUGGAUGAUCUCACAGUAUGACUAUUAUGUGCGGUCGUGA
Messenger RNA from Postia placenta MAD-698-R-SB12, 411 nucleotides. RefSeq lists its product as hypothetical. Lineage: Eukaryota; Fungi; Basidiomycota; Agaricomycetes; Polyporales; Adustoporiaceae. The transcript is spliced from 5 exons. The coding region runs from base 1 to 411 and encodes 136 amino acids. Gene Ontology annotation, cellular component: endoplasmic reticulum; membrane. Gene Ontology annotation, molecular function: protein-macromolecule adaptor activity. The record is from RefSeq and is a predicted model, not a curated record.